AAAAAAACAUUUGCUUUCAUUUUGUCAAAUUAACAGAUGUUUUGAUAUAUUUUUUGGAUAAAUAACAUCAAAAUUCCUUUUAUUUCUCAAAAUUUUCUAUCCAAAUUCAAUGAUGACCUAGCUCUUUAACAUCCAAACUUACCGCCUCGACGACCUGUGUUAAACAAUCGAUCACACAAGCAACUUCUAAGAAUCAUUUUGUAAUGGAAGGAGAAGGAAUGGUGGCGAUAGUACGCGCCCUGAGGAACUCCGAACUCGCCGUCACUGUGCUGGACUCUGGGAGGCAGUACACGCUACUACCCAGCCACCUGGCCCAGUCUCUAGCGAACAAAGUGCCAACAAAGCAGCCGAGGAUCGAACCCCAAACCUCCCCCCCCAUUAACUACAGACCAACGAUCAACUUCAACCCGGACCAGACACAUAGGCAUGACCUACAGGACUAUGCGAGGGACAGGACUAUAGAUCGGGGCGGUCCUUGGAGAAGCAAUGAAGUGAGGCAGAAAGCCACACAAUACCGUGAUGAUGGGCUGAUGGCGAGAGGCUCUCAGGCUGUGGAUGGACACUACGCCAGCACUUAUCAGACGGCUCACUGCCACGUGGUGCCGACGUCUCCGCCGAUGGAAUGCACUGAGUUCCCUCCGCAGAGACCACGGACGUGUCCUGGACAAGAGAAUUUUGUGGUAGGCGGCGCUGGGAGCGGAGAAACAUAUUCUAUACCUACCAGAGGCUCUUCUUUCAGGGGAGGCUGGACUGAACAAGGUCCAACAUCUCGUCGCUCGCCUCGUCGCUCGCCGGUGCGCUCGCCGACGGACUCGUUCGCGGCCUCGCUCCGCCGGUACCCGUCGCCGCCUCGAUCGCGGGAGAUGCUGCAGCGGCUGAUCUCGUAUACGCAGGCUAAGUUGUCAGGGUCCGGCUGCCGCAGCCCGCGCCGCGCCUCCCCGUCCCGGCUGUCAGACUGCCGCCCGGAGCCUCCACAGCGCCGCGUCAAGUCGGCCACCUGCUCAUCCAGGUCAGCGUACGACACGGCCAAGUACACCAACAACAGUCAGCGGACGUACAGCGUGCGAGCCGACCUGAUGAGGGAGAGGAGCGAGUCUCGGGGGUCGAGGGAGGGAGGGAGACGGAGUGAGAGCCAGUCUUUGCACGAGCAACCUUACAUGGACUCACCAUACAACGAAGCCUUCUUAUGCGACUAUGGCAAAAACUGUCCUUUAAAGAGCACAGAAGUCCAAGCUGCUCCAGUCAAAAUAUCCAAAGAAAUGUCCACUGUGCCACGGCCGUGUCCCGCGCAACGCACAAUAGCCUUAUCGAACUCGAGCCCGUCGUUACUAGCAGUCAUUGACCAGGAGGGUGAUACCUGCCAAGCUAAUCUAAACUCUAGCCCAUGUGCUAAAGAGUCGUCAUUUAAAAGCAAAGAAUCCCAAACUAAUGAUAUUAUGAACGUGAAUAAUAGCAACAAUGGAAAGAGUUUUGUCUUCAAUGAGAGACCUAAUACAGUCAGCCAUCGAAACUAUAGCACAGUCUACUUACUCCAGCAUAUGCAGCCAUGUUGUUCCUAUAGCGAGUCUUAUGCUGUUGUGAAAAAGGAAUCAGUAAGCAACCUUCACCGCGAGAUCCUGACAAUGCUUGAGGAAAUACCAAUCCGACCAACAUCAGAUCCGUAUGAGAAAACGCUAAGAAAGAAGACACUGCAACAAUUAUACAAUAAACUGAGGAACCUAUCUAACAUAGUUGAAACUAAAAGUACGGAGCAGGAUUUAUUAAGGAAUAUAAGGGAAGCUCUGAAAAGUGCAUUGGAAUGCGAGAAAUGUCGUAGACAGUUGAGGAAAAGACGAUGUGAGGCAACAAGAAUCAACUAUUCAAAAUUGAAACAAAAUAGAAGAAGAAAGCUGUGUGACUCAAAAAUUCAACAAACAACUAUGAAGUCAAGAAAGCAAAGCCUAGCAGAGCGUUUUGAGCACACAGUGCUGAUGUGGUUUGAAACUUUAACUCUAGAAUCGAAUGACUACGAGUAUAGGUUGGCAAUCAAAAACACAAUUUUGAAGGCCUUUAUUGAACAGCUACAAAAAUGUGCAGAAGACAAGCCUGACAAUCAAAGGGAAUACAAAAGUAUACUAAAAGGCGAGACUCUUGACUUUCUCGAUGAGAUCCCAUUAGUUGUAACUGAACCGUGUAACACAAGAGUUCACAUGCACAGAGUAGCCAACAAAUUGGUGGAGGCACUAUUAGAGUUGCACGCUGAAGAAAAAUUACUAGAAAAAGUAAGUGGUUCAUCAAGACUGAUGAUGGGCAACAGUGAAUCCACUGACUGCGUUUUCAACGAUCAUAGUUUUACAAUAAUACAACCAAGAGAAGAUGACAUCAAAAGAGAAAUCAGAUCAGAGCUCAAACAUAUUUUAUCCGUUAAUUUUACACGCGAUACAAUUGACAAAAUUGAACAGGAUUUAUCUGAUAUAAUUUUGGACUCUAUGGAUGCAAUCAGAUUUGAAAAGGAGGAAAUUGUUAUAAUUGAAAUGAUUGACGUACUUCGAAACAAAGCGCAUUUUAAAACAAGCAAAGCUUGUGUUAUUGCAAAAAUGAUUUUAAAACGUAUAAAAAGAUUUCGUACCCGAAACAGUAUACUCAAUUGUCCAUACGCAAUGGAAAAACCUAAUUUAAUGAAUAAAUGCUCUUCGGAAACGUACUUAGUAUAUCAGGGUACAUCUGAUUUCGAUGCCAUAUUGCCAUACGCCGAUGAUGACGAUGAGGAUAUCAGUUUAACUGGAAUAUCAAAUACUGAUAUAGAUAGCAAUGUUCUGCGUUAUAAGGAACUUAUAUCACAACAAAUUGAUAAAUGGCUUUCAAAUCUCAAAGCCCCAUUGGUCGAAGAGCAAGGAUUUAGGCAGUUGGUUGUUAAUGAUUUGGCCACCGACAUUGUUGAUAGGCACAAAUACGUUGAGCUAAACCCAAGCAAAAAAGUAAGUGAUGUGGAAGAACUUAACUAUCUACGCUAUCAGAUAUUUAAAUGGAUAAAUAAAUUGGCCGGUGAGAAAAACAAGGAAACAAUCUUACAAGCUCCCGAGCUUAUGAAGAUGAUCAACAGUAUUCCUGUGCCUAUCCUCACAUCUCCUGAACAAGCGAGAGCGCUUAGUAACCGUGCACAAUUUCCAACCUGCGGCAUCAAACGUCCCACCGACGUAGACAACAUUGUGACCGUCACGAGUGACUGGCUUAAAGCUAUACCGGCACAAUUCAAACCAAAGAAACCUUUCACCUUAUGUCACUCAAAGCUAACGGAAAGUGACUUCAUAGAAAUGAGAGCUGAAGAACUGGCAGAUUCAUUGCGCAAAGGUAUCAACAAAACUAAAUUUCCAAACGACUUUAUUGAUGCUGUAAUAGACGAGUGGGCCAAGAAACUAUGGAAGAAGAGGCGCGCGGAACACUUCGACUUACUAUUGGAGCUGAAGAAAAGGUUAAAGCAUAUACAGUUUGUUGAAAACACAGGCAGUUAUCGACAAAGUGCGAGAGGAUGCCUGAAUACCUCAAUGCCAGUUCAUGUCAAAAGGAAGGCAGCUGAACGGAGAAAGUCAGCGCCGGCAGCUGCCUGCAAAAAGUCAGGUGGAGGAGAAUGUCAAGCAAAUUCCGGUGAAGCUCCAGAUAAUCAGGGCAUAAGUCAAGAAGCUCCAAUCCAACAAGUACAACCUAAUCCACCAUCGAUAAUACCAAGUUCUUCAAACCUCCCACACGACUCACCACCAACGAAUGCAACUCAACCUCCAAGUGGCCCAGUUAUAGCUGAAAGAUCAUCCUUACGAAGACCAGAAAAUGGUGCGAAUCGAAAUACCAAACAAAAGAAAGUUAACCUCAGUCUGCCUAAUGAGCUAGAAACAUCACCAGAAAAUGAUAAUAAUUCACCACAUUCGCAGUUACCUCAGCAGCGGCAAUCACUACCUGGAAGUAGUCGUGAAACUCGUGAAGCCAAUGCUCGGAUCAGAGCUCCACUUACCCUAAACAGUGAACCCAAACCGUGUGGAUCGUCUUGCCCAAGUUCACAAGGAAAUACUGGAGAAAUUCUGACCAAUCUUGAACAAUACAUACAGAAAUGGGCUGAUGAGGUUCCAAUAGAAACACAAACUAACGAACAGCAGGAGUUUGCUGCAAUGGCCAGACAGGGGAUAAGAAAUGGUAUAAUUAUGCAAAUAAUUAAAAUCAGAGCGGACCCAGCCGCUGUAUCAGACAUUUUUUUAUGUCAAGAUAUCUUGGCCCAACGAGUGGAUGAGCUUUUAGACUGCCUGCCUGAGACUCCGGAGCUGCUAGCGAAAAGAAACACAAUGAGGGCCAAUUUACUGGAGUAUGUUUGCAACACGAAUGAGCAACUACAGCAAGCAAGCAGGCAACCCCAACCUGAACCUACUGAAUUGUCCUUUGGUAGUCCAGCUUAUAUGCAGCGGUACAUACGCGCAAGGUAUACGGGGGAAAACGAACAGAUUGCACAGGUAUUCCAUUGGAGAUUAAUAGAAGCAGUCAAAGAUUUCGUAAGACAAUUCCAGGAGAUGGGUGGUGAUGAAAACUCAGAUGAAUUGAUUGAAGGGUGCAAAGCUGCCAUGGAUCGGGUCAAUAUUCCCGAUGAUCGUGAUGUUUACUUGCAUGUGCUGCCAAUACACGUUGAAGAGGAAAUAAAAAUAUGGAUGCAUAAUUACGUAAGGAGGAGACCACUUGCGCAAGACAGCUUGGUGGCUUUGAGGAAGUCAUUUGCCCAAGAUGCCGCGAAAGUCAUAACGAAUGGCCAAAAUAUAAAAGAUUUGCAUAAAGUUAUAGAAGACUUUCUCGCUCAAGUUAUUGAGGAACCACAAAAGCCUUACAUUCCAAACCUAAUAGAAUUAUUAGAGCAGAGAUUAAGACAGAAUACUUUUAUAAAUAGCCCAACCUUUAUUGACAAUAUAUUUAUGGUCAAUUACGACGAUUUCGUUUAUGAUGCCAUGAAUUCAACAAGAAAUCCAGACUGUCCAUUGCCCUGUCGACCGCCUCCAGACGCAUUGUUGCAGAAACGUAUGGAAGUCCAAAACGCACCGCCCGCGGAGCACUCCUUACCCACGUGGUUAUAUGAAGGACGUGACCAUCCACCGACAGCCUCAUCUAGUUCACACCCUGGCAGAAAUCAGUUAGAAAGCAGCCAAAGUCCUAGACAAGUUCAGAACACUUCCUCAGCUUUACAUUCCAUUCCUCAUCAAGGAUCUCGGCCAGUGAUGGCGUCGCCAGAUCAAUCUGCAAUCAGUGGGACACCAGUCAGUGUGGUAGGACCAGGACCAAAUCCACGAUGGGUACAACAGGAUCGAGGUCAGGAUGGGACGUUACAGUCUUUAGCUCGCACCGCUAACUCGAGUAGAUUUGAUCAAAGCCAAAUACAUGAAUCGUCUUUACCACAAAGGCAUUAUUCCGAGCUACGAGGAACGCCGCAACUUCAAUCCACGCCAAGGCACGCCUUGUCGCAGACUAGAAACUCCCCAGACAUUUCAGCCAUUGAAUUCAAUGAAUCUGCGUAUGUAUCGAAUGCGCCAGUGUGGUCGCCAGUCAAUGUACAAAGGCAACGUGAAUAUGAACUACCGCAAGACACAUUUACUCAUACGGACUUUUCAACCACGAUUGGAACGCAACAACGACUAAAUAUUUCGGACUGGAUGCCAUGUUCGGAAAAUGCGGAAGUGUGUCGCCAAGCUACUCCUGAGAUAGCACCGAAUAUCCAGCCUCAAGUCCAAGUCCCCAUGGCUGAACCCAGUGCACCUAGCAUGAGGCAUUCACAAGAAAUGUCUAGACCAGUGCAGUUAUCUUUCCCAAGUCCUGAGCAACCCAUUCACGAAGGUGUUGAGGUAUCCGUACCAGGAACACCAAUUCGCAGUCCUGAGCAAGCAUCAGCAGCCCCAUGUGGACAGCGAUCUCCAUGCUCACCCGUAAGACCGCCUGAAGCGUCCCCAAGGGCGAUUCAUGUUAGCUCACCAUCAACCACCCAACAUUCAGGAAUGGAUUCAAGUGUUUGGGGUGGAACCAUACAAAGGACGCCGCCACCACCAGUUGCUGUGAAUGCUGACGUCCACCAGCCAUCAUUAAGAGUCAUUCCCGAUGCUUCGCAACAAGAAGCGCCAAUACCACAGACAAUAACUGGUGGCCUAUCAGUGCCUCCUGCAUACCAAAGUAAACCGCUUCUGCAAGUUCCAAAACAAGACCGUUCUAUACCCUCUAAGUUUCAAGGAGCCACGUCACACCCAACAACAUCUUGUGAUCUUUUGCAAAAGGUUGCUACUGAAAUCGCUUUGAUGGGACGAGACUCCGCAGACAGCGCUAGACUAAGCACUACGGUUAUGGCUAAAGUGACUCAGUUAUUACAAGAUCCAAACAUAAUGGAAGACGAUUUUAGAUACAAGAAGUCUUUAGAGUCAAUGUUAGAAAGUGUACUUGAUCCUUUAAUGUUUCGUGAUGACCAAGAAAGAUCUUUGUACCUGUCUGAUGUCAUAAGUGCACUUUUUAGUGUAAGAGAAAUAAGAAAAACCGAGGAAGGUGUCCAUGAAUAUAGGAAAGAAAUAAAUAAUGUGAUAGCCAGACUCCUUACACCAAGAGCUAUAGCUACCCAUGAACAAGCCAACUUGGUGCAGCCUUUAAUAAACAACCUGAAAGAAGUUGCAGGAGACGCGUUAGUUCAAAUGGUUUUUGAUCCAAACACCAUAAGUUCUUGCAAAAGAAAACUUUUAUUUGAAAUUGAUCAAUACAUCGCAGAGUCGUUAAAUAAUAAUUUACAAAUCCCUCUUUCUGGUGAUGAAGCUUUAAACACCGUGUUGCCGGCUUUGGAACAAAUUCCGCCACCACCGCCGGAAUCUUUGACGGAAGAUGUUGAGCUCAUAAGACUUAAAAACGAAGUUUUAGAAUGGUUCAAAACACUUCCUUUGGAAGCAGCUUCUCAGGAAGAGCAAUUACAAGAGAAUGCUAUAAGGAAUGUGCUUGCGAGAAGAUUGCACGCUGUUGAAAGAGAAGAGGUACCGUCAUCUCCAAAUUACACCGAAAGAAUUCUUUACGAAGCCAACAGAUGGCUGCGAGAGCUGAGACUGCUACCGGGAGCAAACAUGCAGCAAUUAUCUGAGAAUUUACUUAAUAGACUCCGAAGCACUGAGGGUACUAGAAACACCCACGGAACAAGCGUAGCGCGAUCUCAAACGGGUCGUUCUGGACCCACCGCACCAGUGACAAGUGACCCUGCACGAAGAUUGUUUGACUCCCAACCAAUUAGACGACCUGAACAUGUAGAUAGGGAUAAUAGACCAAUCAGGCCUGCUCGUAGACAACGGACAUCUCUUGAGGAACAAAUCACGUCUGAUGAUGAGGAAGAAGAGGAAUGCCGAUGUGGAGAGGUCCAUAGGAGACGGAACUAUUGUAUGCCGACUUACAUGCCCCAUUGCCAUGGGAGUUAUAGAGGAUAUGGACAUCGUCAUAUGCCGUACUCAUGCCCUUACUACCGCUAACUAUGAGUGUUAAUUAACGUACCUAAUUUUAUUUCAAAAUAUAAUAAUAUUUGAAAUGACUAUCAUGUCUAGUAAUCAAUUAAGAAUCAUCACAGUAAUUUCUUGGGUUCGUCUUAUAUCAACAUUUGUUUUGUUUUGAGUGUUAAAUUAAAUGUAAACAAAAUAAUA
Molecule: messenger RNA, 7655 nt
Organism: Plutella xylostella (diamondback moth)
Lineage: Eukaryota; Metazoa; Arthropoda; Insecta; Lepidoptera; Plutellidae
Source: RefSeq, a predicted model, not a curated record